AUGAGGUCAAAUGAAUUAAAGGCAGACCCCUCACACAGACUGCACGUGGCCCGUCAGCGCAUGUGGGAUUUCAAAGUGCAAAUCACACAAGAGCCUGUUUACAAGAGGAAAUCAUGUUGCCAAGUGCUUGAAGAAGAGCUGCUGCUCCAAACAAAUGCUCAGACAAAGCUGACGUUACAUCUUAACGACCUGUGUGUUUCUGUCUCCACAGCAAACAUCUUGACAGUCAUCAUCCUUUCCCAACUCGUUGCUCGCAGGCAGAAGUCCUCCUAUAACUAUCUUCUAGCUCUAGCUGCUGCUGACAUCCUGGUUCUGUUCUUCAUUGUCUUUGUUGACUUUCUCAUGGAAGACUUUAUCUUAAAUAAACAGAUGCCUCAGGUACUGGACAAAAUAAUCGAGGUCUUGGAAUUUUCUUCCAUCCACACCUCCAUUUGGAUUACUGUUCCACUAACGAUUGAUAGGUAUAUAGCUGUGUGCCAUCCGCUGAAGUAUCACACAGUCUCCUAUCCUGCUCGUACUCGAAAGGUCAUUGUAAGCGUCUACAUCACCUGCUUUUUGACCAGCAUUCCGUACUACUGGUGGCCCAAUAUUUGGAUUGAAGACUACAUAAGCACAUCAAUGCAUCAUGUCCUCAUCUGGAUCCACUGCUUUACGGUGUACUUAGUGCCCUGCUCCAUCUUCUUCAUUCUGAAUUCUAUCAUCGUGUACAAGCUGCGGCGAAAGAGCAAUUUCCGACUGCGAGGGUACUCCACAGGGAAAACAACAGCCAUUUUGUUUACUAUAACUUCUAUUUUUGCCAUACUUUGGGCACCAAGAAUAAUCAUGAUAUUGUAUCACCUCUACGUAUCGCCUAUAAACAACAGCUGGGUGGUACAUAUUGUGUCGGACAUUGCCAAUAUGCUAGCAUUGCUGAACACUGCAAUUAAUUUCUUCCUCUACUGUUUUAUUAGCAAAAGAUUUCGCACAAUGGCAGCUGCCACACUGAAGGCCUUCUUUAAGUGUCAAAAGCAACCUGUGCAAUUCUAUACAAACCAUAAUUUUUCAAUAACAAGCAGCCCUUGGAUUUCCCCUGCCAAUUCUCAUUGCAUCAAAAUGCUUGUUUACCAGUAUGAUAAGAAUGGAAAGCCUAUAAAAAUAUCACCAUGAAAAGGGCAACUGUUGGAGUUUCUGGGUGCAAUUUCUUUUCAAGUGGUUACAUCUUCAGGAUGUAAUUUGCUGAAAUGGCUGUUUUAAAGAGUGGUCAUUUGAUUUCAUUUCCCGAGGAGACUGAGGGCAGAUCAGACUGUUAGAAGGGAAUGGGAGCACUUGAUUUUAGAAGCAAAAGUGAGAAGGCAAGGUGCCUCUGUCUCUUACACAGCAUUUUGAAUAUGCUUCAGAGUUCAGUCGCACUCCAGUGUUUUGGAUUCAAGCACCAGUGCAGUCUAGAGUCAUUAGAGGGGGGAAGCCACAACAGUGUUUAAUUUCAACCAUUUAAAAGACCAAAAACUAAAACUACAACAACAAAAUCUUAUUUGACCACGUAGUUCAUUAUUGACAGAGCAAACAGAUGCUUUUAUGUACUGUGGAAGGUGCCAAUUCUGUUAUGUGCACUUGUUGAAAAUGAUGUUGUUUCUGACAUGAAAUAUUGCCACACACAGACUGCUGUCAAGAGCUUUUUGCAUCAGGCAGUCUAUAAGACACUGGAACUGUGACAAGACCUUUUUGGCUCAUUGGACAAGGCUCAAGGACUGAUGUUUUACCUGUUAUAGCCUUGGCAUGGAAAGCAAUUCUGCAAGCUGUCAAUAUUUAUACGUUUUAAGUUGUUAGUUAUCUAAGAUUGAGACCAAGAUAGGGGAGCUUGAGGGAGGAAGGGAGGUUUCUAGAGCCAAGAACAAAAGCAACAUAUUUUCCCAGCUAUUUCCAAUUAUGGUGUCUAAAGACUUUCAAGUGAGAGGCCAAAUCCUGCCUGAUACAGCGCUCCCACUGAACCUGGUCCUGUGAGGUUUGGAGUGAUUAGAGCCUUCAGAUCCCUUCUUAAUCAAUAAAGAUACUCAGUCACACCACAUGUUCCAGCCUUUAGGGAUCGUAUAUAUAAAAACUCAAUCUUAAGACUUUCUCCUGGCAGAUUAUGCCAUCCUAUUGCAGAUUGGACAUUUUUAGUUGUUAAAAGACUUAUUUGUGCAGGAAACGCAUUAAAUACCCAACAACGGUAAAAACAUUGACCAGCUUGGACUGAGCUUUUUAAGUAUUUAUCUUAUUUAAAGUAGCUUAACUUCUCUUCCUUCACACUCAAAAAUAGCAUCUCAGUAAUGCUGAGCAUAGAAAACGUGGAGAAAAGAGAUUCACAGCAAGGCUGAGAGUGCACUUCAUUCGCUUUCUCUCCUUUUAGAUCUUGGUAUGUGGUCUCUCGAAACGUGCACCACAGCUGGUUUACUCACUUGUUGGGCACUUAAUGCAGCCUUAUUAAAUGUGAGAGCAGACUUGCACGUGAACACAAGCACAAUCUGGUCAGCGAGCACAGCGGCUCCUCGGUAACUGCAAACAAGAUGUAGCCAGGUGCUGGCCCUGUGUUUGUGCGUGUGCACGCCUCCAUUACCGACGGGGAACUCAACGGUGCAGUACUGAGGUCCCCUACAACGGAUCCAACCAGUCCUGCUUUAGUGGGAUCUGAGGGCUGAAAGCAUCUCUCAAAACCAACAGACGGCUCAGCUUUGGUGCAUUAUCACCUCUUGAGAAAUGCCAAGUCUGCACAAGUCCCGCUGAGGACAACAGCCUGAUUUCUUUCUGCCAUGAAGGUUGCACUUACAAAGCUACUUGUACUGGCGUAACACAAGCAAAACCCAUGCCAAAUCCCAGCCCACCCUACCCAGGAGGAAACGACAACGUAAGGCGCAAGACACCGAAAAGCUGGGCCCAGCACACCUGCCGUCUUGCGCGUGAAAGGGCUUUCUCAGGAGAGAGCGAGGCGACAUGGUACGCGAGGAGCUGCUGCAGCGCCAUGCCCAGCGCCUCGGCAGCCCGCGCUGCCAGGCUCCUCUCCCGCCGCGAGGUGCUCGGGACGUCCCUGCAAGGGGCUAACGCCCCCCAUGGACCACGCCGGCUUCUCUGCGGAGCAGAGGGGCAUGGCUGGAAGACGGGGGGAGCCGAGAGCAAGAGCUGACCCUGUCCAACGUUGCCUACCAAAGGAACGCAACACACGCAAACCUCCCCCAUCCGAAGGGAAACGAAGAACGCCCUCGUCCUCUAGGCUGCUCGUCCCUGUAAUCUCAACAAAAUGUCACACUUGCAAUAAUAAGGCAUAAAAGGGAUGCUCAGCUUUUCUGUAUUUCUCACAGCAAGGGUAAAAUUAUUACUCCCUUUACUAUCGUUUCAGAUAAAUUUAGUUUUGUGGCCAUGCCUUCUACCCUAUUCUCAGAAAGCUCUCUCUAUUCUUUCUUUGUAAAUUGACAGCAACCAAAGUUACCGUAUGAAAAAGGUACUGUACGUUUCAUUUUGAGGAAAACACUGUAUUUAUAUCUUAUUUUUAUUCUAAUUUGUUAUGAGGAAUGCUAGUCUAAGUUACAUGUGAAUGAGUCUGAAGUGCAAUAUCUCUACAUAGAUAAGUGGUUCAUUUUUGAGAAUGUAUCUAUUGAAAAGAUUAUUUAUACAAGAAAUUCACUAUUCUACUUAACAUAAUAGCAACCUUACAGAAAAUAGUGAGUGUUUAGGGCUUUUAUUUAUUAAAAAAAUUCAAUUAAGUGCAUGGCAUAUGGUGCCAUACACAUGGUGUGAUUUAUUAGUUUUUGUAACACAAUAUUUAUCCUGCAAACUAGCAGUGUCAUCUGAUGUUUUCUGUACUGAAUGUAUUUUUGUAAAUUACCAUAUUUAAAAAUAAAAUCUUUUUGCGUGAAUAUUUUAUUUCCAACUAAAAAUAACCCACUGAAUUAUUGCAACUUCAUUUGAAAAAGAACUCGCAACUUUUUUCCAUAUCAUUUUAGAAAUGACAUGGUGCAAUUUUCAUGUACAGUGAAUUGGUCGUUUCAUUUCUGAUCAUUUAGGGUGUUAAGAGCCUGCUUCCAAAGCCCCUUGAACUCAGCGGGAAGGUUGCUUGUGGGUUCUGUGAUUUGUGUUUACCAGCCACCAUCAAUUUAAGAGGGCUUUGGAUCAAGCCGUAUCUUGUUAACAAGUUAACAUUUGAAGCCUUCUUAGAGACCAGUUUGGAAAUAAAGCCUUGACUUUGUAGUCUGCCAUAUGGGAGCUGCUGUUGAUAAUACUUGCCUUAUUUUUGGUUUUGUGAAGCAUCUUGCAAUGACUGUUGCUAACUAGCCAAUGUCUUGCUGUUAUUAUUUGUACCUCCUAAUUUUCCAAUAGUAAAAACUUAACCAAGCACAUGCAGUAUCAUUAUUUAGGGAAACAUAACCUGGAGACAAAACCAUCUUUGUUGGAGAGAUGGUCUUUUGUACUCUAUUUAAUUUAUUUUUCAAAUAUCUACAAUUAGAAAAAAUAAGCUGUGAAUGGACCGUCUUACAAUUACUUACAGGUGUAUGUCCUUGAAGACCACAGCUAGGAACAAAAUACUUUUUAGAUGAGUUGCUGGUAUAUAAAAUUAUGAGACCUAUCACCUAUUUAAAUUGUGAAUAUUGAUAUUUUCAUAAGUAGACAAUAUAUUGUGUUUGACAGACUUGUUUGUAUUAUAAUAAAUUAUGAGAUGGUGCAUAACCUAUUGCAGUGUUUGGAGCUAUUGUGUUUGUUUUAUAGAUUUUUAUGAUAUACUACAAAUAAGACCAG
Molecule: messenger RNA, 4746 nt
Organism: Struthio camelus australis
Lineage: Eukaryota; Metazoa; Chordata; Aves; Struthioniformes; Struthionidae
Source: RefSeq, a predicted model, not a curated record